Zonotrichia albicollis (white-throated sparrow) is the source of this 318-nucleotide messenger RNA. The record is from RefSeq and is a predicted model, not a curated record. NCBI's taxonomy places the organism in Eukaryota, Metazoa, Chordata, Aves, Passeriformes, Passerellidae.
GUGUGGGACAGUUUUGGCCGUGCCCUGUACAAUUCCCAGCCCCACCAAUAUCCCAUCACUGCCAUUGCCUGGGCCCUGCAUGGAGAAUUGUUUGCUGUGGGAUCCUUCAACACCCUGAGGCUCUGUGACAAAACUGGGUGGUCCUAUGCCCUGGAGAAGCCCAGCACGGGCAGCAUUUUUGCCAUUUCGUGGUCCAUCGAUGGCACCCAGCUGGCAGGGGCCUGUGGGAAUGGCCAGGUCAUCUUUGCCCACCUGCUGGAGCAGCACUGGGAGUGGCACAACUUCCAAAUCACCCUAAUUAAGAGGAGAACCAUGAAG